CGAUGACCAUAAAACAAAACUAAAGAUGCAUUAUAUAUUUUGCAAUCAAGUUCUUAGUUAAGAAUAUCAAAAAGACCAAGAGAAUAAAUGGAGAAGAGGGGGGCCAUUAAAGACCCUCACCAAGAAGAACCAAAAAACUAGUGAACCCCAUUUCUUUCGGUUUUGAACCUAUCAAAAGGGAAGGUUUCCUUGGUUUUAGGGUUAGGGUUUUGGUUUGAUUCUGAGAAGGAGAAAUUACUAAAACAAAAAAAUGGGGAGAGGUAGGGUUGAGCUGAAGAGGAUUGAGAACAAGAUCAACAGGCAAGUGACUUUUGCAAAGAGAAGAAACGGUUUAUUGAAGAAAGCUUACGAGCUUUCAGUUCUAUGUGAUGCUGAAGUUGCUCUCAUCAUCUUCUCCAAUAGAGGAAAGUUGUACGAAUUUUGCAGUAGCUCAAGUAUGCUCAAAACAUUGGAGAGGUACCAGAAAUGCAACUAUGAAGCUCCCGAGCCAAAUAUAUCAUCUAGGGAGGCUGCACUGGAAUUAAGCAGUCGGCAAGAAUAUCUGAAGCUUAAAGCACGUUAUGAUGCCCUACAAAGGUCGCAAAGGAAUUUACUGGGAGAGGAUUUGGGUCCUUUGAACAGCAAAGAGCUUGAGUCGCUUGAAAAACAGCUUGAUUCAUCACUGAAGCUAAUCAGAUCAACUCGGACCCAAUACAUGCUUGAUCAGCUCACUGAUCUCCAAAGAAAGGAACAUCUUCUUAAUGAAGCCAAUAAUACCCUAAAACAAAGGUUAGUGGAAGGGUACCAAGUAAAUCCACUACAGCUGAAUCCAAAUGCAACGGAAGAUGCUGGCUAUGGCCGUCAACCGGUUCACCAUCAUCCUUAUCAUGGUGAUGCCUUCUUCCAUCCACUGGAUUGUGAACCGACUUUACAAAUCGGAUACCAGCAUGAUCCGAUGUCGGUCGUCACCGCGGCAGGUCCGAGUGCGAACAACUACAUGACCGGUUGGUUAGCAUAGUAUUUAUAUACGGAGGAGGAGAAACCAUGGGAAUGGAUUUCUUGGUAAGAAACUAGUUUAUGUUGUUCCAUGAAAAACAAAUACGCAUAAUGUCAUGGAUUUAUUAUUAUUGUUAUUAUUAUAAGCUAUGAGAAACUCAGUGUGAGCUAUACAAUGCAUCUUUGUAA
Hibiscus syriacus is the source of this 1164-nucleotide messenger RNA. RefSeq names its product agamous-like MADS-box protein MADS4. Gene Ontology annotation, biological process: positive regulation of transcription by RNA polymerase II. Bases 251 to 997 code for a protein of 248 amino acids. Lineage: Eukaryota; Viridiplantae; Streptophyta; Magnoliopsida; Malvales; Malvaceae. Gene Ontology annotation, cellular component: nucleus. Gene Ontology annotation, molecular function: DNA-binding transcription factor activity, RNA polymerase II-specific; protein dimerization activity; RNA polymerase II cis-regulatory region sequence-specific DNA binding. The record is from RefSeq and is a predicted model, not a curated record. The transcript has 8 exons.